AUGUUUUAUUGAAGAUUUUAUGAGUAUUAUACCAAACGAUCAAAGAGUGAGUCAGUACGCUGAUUAUUUAACUGAUACGUAUAUUUCGGAAAAUUCUAUAUUUCCACCAGUUAUUUGGGCAGAAUCGUCUUCUUCGUUAUCAAGAACCACUAAUGCAUGCGAGUCUUUCCACUCUCAUUUCAAAGAAAACUUUUAUAAAGAAAAGCCUAAUAUAUUUAUGUGGCUUAAUAUCAUAAAGCAAACUCAAACAAAUAUUUAUUGUAAAAUGAGAAGUAUACAUGUUCCAAAAAAAUCAAAGGAUUACCGAGCAAACAAGCGUCGUGGAGCAAUCGACGAUGCAAUUAUCAAAUUACAAAACGGAGAAAUGUCUAGGUAUUCAUUUGUUGCUGAGAUGUCUUAUAAUUAUAAAAAAAUGUAAUAUUAUUUACUGCAGUGAUUUUACUAUAUUUUAUAUCUUUUAUUUUACAUAUUAUAUUAUUAACUAAUUUAUUAUUUUAUUAAUAGAUUCAUGCAUUUUUAUCAACAUGCAUACUUUUUUAUUAUAUUCAUUAUCUUUUUACUAUAUUUUAUAUUUUACAUAUUGUCUGGUUGCGUUAUCACCAAUCCCUUUUUAUUAACUAAUUUUUUAUUAUUAUUUUAUUUAUUAAUUGAUGCAUUUUUAUU
Molecule: messenger RNA, 663 nt
Organism: Aphis gossypii (cotton aphid)
Lineage: Eukaryota; Metazoa; Arthropoda; Insecta; Hemiptera; Aphididae
Exons: 2
Coding region: 20-418 (132 amino acids)
Source: RefSeq, a predicted model, not a curated record